AUGUAAAAAAAUAAAACAUGUAAAAUCAGAUUAUUAUAACGUGUUAAUUCUCGGAAAGAGAAAGAGAUAUGAACAGGAUCUCAUGAGAGCAUUGAGGAAUGACUCAGACAUUUUUUUCUCCCUUUUUUUGAGACAGGGUCUCACUAUGUAUGUAGUUCAGGCUGUCCUUAAAAUCACUAUAUGGCCCAGACUGGCUUCCAACUCCAGGCGACCCUCGUGCCUCAGCCUCCUGAGUGCUGGGACUAUAGGUGUGCGGCACCAUGCCUGGCUAGACAUGUUUGAUCUAAGUGGUUUACCCUAGGAGGCUGAGGCAGGAGGAUCACCAUGAGUUCAAGGGUAGCCUGGGCUACAUAGUGAGACCUUAUCUAAAAAAAAAAAGCUGAUUACAGAUGAACUUCAGGUGCUGAAGAGCAGGCAGGAGCUUUUUGAGUUGAGAAAGUGGGAAGAGGGGGGGCCGGGGAUUUAGCUCAGUGGUUCUGCUGCCUGCCUCACAGGUGCAAGGUCCUGAGUUUGAACCCCGGUACCAAAGAAGAAAAAAUGGGAAGAGGAAUGUUUCAGGCCGAGGAAACCACUGAUGCAGUUUUAACUGUGGGAGAUGCUUAGGAUGUGUGAAGCUCUGUGUUCCAUCCUUGGCACUACCAAAAAUCAAAAACAGCAGUUAAAAAAACGAAUGAAUGAAUGCAUGAAAGAGGAAAAAGAAAAAGAAAGAACAUCCAUGAGGACCAAGGAGAGUAAAGAGAUUAAAAAUUGUCCAUUGAAUGAAAAAAAAUUCUUAAAGUUGGAUAUACUCCAAGGAAAAAACCCAAAUGUUUUUCUAUUUUGCCUAAACACGAAAUUUAAUCUAGAAUUUCUACAGAAGCUCUGUGCCCAUCACAAUGUUUUGGAAGUUUGACUUGAAUACCACAUCCCAUGUUGACAAGCUGCUGGACAAGGAGCAUGUGACACUGCAGGAGUUAAUGGAUGAAGAUGACAUCCUGCAGGAAUGUAAGGCUCAGAACCGGAAGCUGCUGGACUUUCUGUGCAGGCCGCAGUGUAUGGAGGAGCUGGUGAACCUCAUCACACAGGACCCACCCUUGGACAUGGAAGAGAAGGUCCGCUUCAAAUACCCAAACACAGCCUGUGAGCUUCUGACUUGUGAUGUGCCACAGAUCAGCGACAGACUAGGUGGGGAUGAGAGUCUGCUGAACCUUCUGUAUGACUUCCUGGACCAAGAGCCACCACUCAACCCUCUGCUUGCUAGUUUUUUCAGCAAGACCAUUGGCAGUCUCAUUGCAAGAAAAACUGAACAGGUGAUUAUGUUCUUGAAGAAGAAGGACAAGUUCAUCAGCCUGGUGCUGAAGCACAUGGGCACCUCGGCACUCAUGGACUUGCUGCUGCGCCUGGUCAGCUGUGUGGAGCCUAUGGGGCUCCGGCAGGAGGUCCUGCACUGGCUUAAUGAAGAGAAAACCAUCCAGAGACUUGUGGAAUUGAUCCAUCCACAUCAGGAUGAAGACAAGCAGUCGAAUGCUUCUCAGGCACUCUGCGACAUAGUCAGGCUGAGCAGAGACCAGGGAAGUCAGCUACAAGAGACUCUGGAGCCAGACCCCCUCCUUACAGAACUGGAGUCGCAGGACUGUGUGGAGCAGCUUCUAAAGAACAUGUUUGACGGAGACCAGACAGAGAGCUGCCUGGUCAGCGGAAUGCAGGUGCUGCUUGCCUUGCUGGAGCCACGGCGGGCUGGGACAGAGGGUUUGGUGGACUCCUUUUCUCAGGGACUGGAAGGGUCACACACUGUCAGCAGCAGUGUCCUGAAUGGCAUUGAGCCACGGCUGAAGGACUUCCACCAGCUCCUUCUCAACCCACCGAAGAAGAAAGCGAUCCUGACCACCAUUGGAGUGCUGGAGGAGCCACUGGGAAACACCCGUCUGCAUGGCGCUCGCCUCAUGGCUGCGCUGCUGUACACAAACACACCCACCAUCAAUCAGGAGCUCUGUCGGCUGAACACCAUGGACUUGCUGCUGGACUUGUUUUUUAAGUACACCUGGAAUAACUUUUUGCACUUCCAAGUGGAACUAUGCAUAGCCGCUAUUCUCUCCCAUGCUGCCCGGGAGGAGAGGGCAGAGGCCGCUGGAUCCAAGAGGAGGGUGGAGCCUCCACAGGGAAUCAGGAACGGGAAUAGGGGCCUGGAGACCCCCCAGCCUGUCGCCAGCCUCCCUGAAAACACAAUGGUGACCCACCUGUUCCAGAAGUGCUGCCUGGUACAGAGGAUCCUGGAGGCCUGGGAAGCCAAUGACCACACACAGGCAGCCGGUGGCAUGAGGUGUGGGAAUAUGGGCCACCUCACACGGAUCGCCAACGCAGUGGUGCAGAACCUGGAGCAGGGCCCUGUACAGACCCACAUCAGCGAGAUCAUCCAAGGGCUCCCUGCAGAUUGCCGUGGACGCUGGGAGAGCUUCGUAGAGGAGACACUGACUGAGACCAACCGGAGGAACACCGUGGACCUGGUGAGCACUCACCACCUUCACUCCUCAAGUGAGGACGAGGACAUUGAGGGUGCUUUCCCUAACGAGCUGUCCCUUCAGCAGGCAUUCUCUGAGUACCAGAUCCAGCAGAUGACAGCCCACUUCGUGGAUCAGUUUGGCUUCAAUGACGAGGAGUUUGCAGACCAGGAUGACAGCAUCAAUGCCCCAUUUGAUAGGAUCGCAGAGAUCAACUUCAACAUCGAUGCAGAUCCAGACAGCCCCAGCGCAGCUCUAUUUGAAGCCUGUUGUAGUGACCGAAUCCAGCCCUUUGAUGAUGAGGAAGAGGACAUCUGGGAGGAUGAGGAAACUCGAAGCACUGCCCGGGUGAUGGCCAGAGCCAGGUUUGGAGCUCCGCACUGCUCAGAAAGCUGCUCUAAGAAUGGCCUGGAGCAUCGAGGCCAGGACAGGAAGGCAGACUCAGAGGCAGACAGCAACAAACCUGGAGCAGCAACCCCCCUGGCCCUUUUGCAAAAUGAAGGCUUCUCCUCAGAAGUUAACUCAGAAGGUGCUACAUGGACAGCAGUCUUUGAUGAGCCAGUGAACCCAACAGCCCCAGUCCCAGGAGCUGCGAGGGAUGUGGGUUCUAGUGUGUGGGUAGCUGGCGUCUCGGCCCCAGAGGAGAAAGGCUGGGCCAAGUUCACUGACUUCCAGCCUUUUUGCUGCUCCGAGUCAGGGCCCAGGUGCAGCUCUCCCGUGGACACAGACCACAGCCAUGCUGAGAGUGGCCAGACCCCUGGCCCAGAGAAAGCCUUCACUUCGGCCUCCCCUUGUGCCUGGAAUGCGUGUGUCGCCAGGAAGGCCCCCCUGGUGGCCUCCGACAGCAGCUCCUCUGGGGGCUCUGACAGUGAGGAUGAGGAAAAGGCGGCUGGCACUGUGGAAACUGUGAGCUCAGGCCCUGGCCAGGAGGCGCCCCCACCACCCAGAAUGGAGGAUGCUGCUGGCAGGGCUGAGUAUGUGGACAGCAGCACACCACCAGACCCCGCCUGCCCUGUGCCCUCAAAAGUGACCUCUGCCCUGGCCAUGGCUGUGUCCCCAGAGGCCACCAUGGCCACCCCAGCACUGGACAAGGCAAGUCCUCCCACAGCCACCCCAGCAGUGUCCACAGCAGUGGUUGUAGCCAUCCCUGCAGGGCCCAUCAUGGAGGUCACAACAGUCCCAGCCACAGUGGCUGCCCUAGGGACUGUGACAAAGGACAGGGAGACUGAUGCCCCGCCAGAAGGAGCUGCCUUAAAUGGUCCUGUGUAACGCUGCUGCCACCAGCCAUGGCUACCCUGGUCAGGCUGCAUCCUUAAUCAGAAAACUACCUGGUGAUACAAUUCGGUUUUUUUAUUUAAUUUUAAAAUAAAUGCUGCAUUGGUAAAGCUGGCAGUUGGAACCAGUUGGAUGACCAAAGCUUGCUUCUCUGCUGCCUGGCCAAGCCACUCAGUGCUGCUCAAGGACAGAGGAUGCACCUGGCUGCCCCCCAGGCCCAGGCUGCACCACGGCAAUAAAGUCUCAGAAGUUUGACCUCUGUCUGCCACAGUCAGGGCGGCCUAGACCCCCUGAGAUGCUACCAGGACCUGAUGGGCAAGAAGGGCAUGGACUCCGAGGCGUGGUUCUGAUAAUUUUUAACACAUGCAGGAAGAGCUGAGAUUUUUGCACUUUGUACCCAGCUACAGCACAGGGUCCCCGCUGGCUCAGGGCAGUGGGGAGGGCCUGGGUUGGGGAUACCUGACCCCCAUAAAUGCACAUGGGUUAGUAGCUGCUUUGGCCAUGUGGGGUCAGACCUCAGGGUCGUAGUCACCUGGUGGGCCUGGGAGCUGGUGUUGAACCAGCAUGCAAAUUCUGACUGCCUUAAAAACCCUCUGGGGCUGGUGGGCAUGUCCAUGUGUCCAGAGGGGCCUGUGAGCAUUGCCAGGUGGAUGGUCAGGUGCCCGGCAGGAGCUGACCUGAGGAAGCAGGAGCAGCCCAGUGGGGCACUGGGGGUGCCAGGCUGGGCUCUUGUCCUGGGAGUCUUAAGAGUCCUUGACCUGAGUCUUUUAAUGUUCUGAGGUCAUUUGACAGGGCACCCCAAAACCUCCACCCCAAUAAAAGCUGUACCCUUGACAAA
Heterocephalus glaber (naked mole-rat) is the source of this 4590-nucleotide messenger RNA. It is a transcript of the gene Ppp6r2, whose product is annotated as protein phosphatase 6 regulatory subunit 2. Gene Ontology annotation, cellular component: nucleus; cytosol. NCBI's taxonomy places the organism in Eukaryota, Metazoa, Chordata, Mammalia, Rodentia, Bathyergidae. The record is from RefSeq and is a predicted model, not a curated record. Gene Ontology annotation, molecular function: protein phosphatase binding; protein phosphatase regulator activity.